CAUACACCAGUACCACUAGUUUAGAGAUAAUGUUCAACUUGGAGUUGAGGAGUUCUCAAUAUAUAGACCUCAACCUUCAGCCAAGCCAAAUCCAUCCAUUUGUAAACAUGUCUUUGGCAACAAUAAUAGCAAUAUUUUCUUUCCUUCUCCUUUUAUUCAAAAUCUCUUUUCGUCCAAAACAAAAUGCCAGUUUCCAAAGAAAACCACCAGGUCCACCAACACUUCCUAUAAUCGGAAACCUUCACAUAUUAGGCACACUUCCACAUCGAAAACUUCAUGAACUCUCCAAAAAAUAUGGUCCAAUCAUGUCCUUACAACUAGGUCAAGUACCAGCUAUUGUUAUUUCAUCUUCAAAAGCAGCAGAAUUAUUUCUCAAAACACACGACCUUGUUUUCGCUACCCGACCAAAGAUUCAAGGAUCUGAGCUCAUAUCUUAUGGUUCCAAAGGGGUGGCUUUUUCUGAGUAUGGUCCUUAUUGGCGUAGUGUAAGGAAGCUUUGCACUUUGAAACUUCUUAGUGCUUCCAAAGUUGAGAUGUUUGCUCCUAUUAGAAAAGAGGAGUUAAGUGUUAUGGUUAAAUCAUUGGAGAAAGCUGCUUUGGUGGGUGAGGUUGUGAAUGUUAGUGAGGCUGUAGAAAAUCUUGUUGAAGAUAUUAUGUAUAAGAUGAUAUUAGGUAGAAGUAAGUAUGAGCAGUUUGACUUGAAGAAGUUGGUUCAAGAAGCAUUGACUUUGAUGGGAGCUUUUAAUCUAGCUGAUUAUGUUCCUUGGUUAGGAGUAUUUGAUCUUCAGGGAUUAACACGAGAUUUCAAGAAAAUUAGUAAAGCAAUGGAUGAGAUAUUCGAGAUGAUAAUAGCGGAGCAUGAACAAACUACUAAUGUAGAUAAAACUUGUGGUGAAGACUUUGUAGACAUACUUCUUUCAAUUAUCCACCAAACUGUUGAUCACGAGGGUGAACAAAAUAAUGUCAUUGAUCGAACUAACAUCAAGGCUAUUUUACUCGACAUGAUAGUGGCAGCAAUUGAUACUUCUGCUACAUCAAUUGAGUGGACUUUAUCUGAACUAUUGAGACAUCCAAGAGUGAUGAAAAUUCUUCAAAAUGAGAUACAAGAUGAAGUGGGAAAUAAGAGAAUGGUUGAAGAGAAGGAUUUGAAGAAGUUGAAUUACCUUGAUAUCGUGGUUGAUGAAAUCUUAAGACUUCAUACUGUUGCACCAUUAUUAAUCCCUCGUGAAACAAGAGAGAACAUCACAGUUGAUGGUUAUUUCAUAGAGAAAAAGACACGAGUCAUGGUAAAUGCAUGGGCAAUAGGGAGAGAUCCUAAUAUUUGGUCAGAAAAUGCUGAGGAGUUUUACCCAGAGAGGUUUAUUGACAAAAAAAUGAAUUAUCAAGGACACGAGUUUGAAUCAAUACCAUUUGGUUCUGGUCGUAGACGUUAUCCUGGAAUUCAACUGGGUUUAAUUACUAUUAAAUUGGUUGUAGCUCAAUUGGUGCAUUGUUUUGAUUGGGAACUUCCAUAUAAUAUUAAUCCUUCAAAUAUGAAUAUGGAAGAGAAAUUUGGACUCACAGCUCCAAGAGCUCAACAUUUGCACGCAAUACCACAUUAUCGUUUGGUUGAUUCCAAACAUGAAUAAAUCUACGUAUAUUCAACAAGUUUUAUUACUAAUAAAUUUUCUAAGUAUAGUUGGUCUAUUAUUGAUAUUUGUAUAAAACAAGUUAUUGUAUAAUGCUUUAUCUUUAUUACUAUUAAUGGCCAACGUUUGAGUUUAUUAAAUUAAUAUUGAGUAAUAUAUUAUAAUAUUUAUUAUCUCUAACAA
Molecule: messenger RNA, 1811 nt
Organism: Vicia villosa (hairy vetch)
Lineage: Eukaryota; Viridiplantae; Streptophyta; Magnoliopsida; Fabales; Fabaceae
Product: cytochrome P450 CYP736A12-like
Exons: 2
Coding region: 30-1628 (532 amino acids)
Molecular function (GO): oxidoreductase activity, acting on paired donors, with incorporation or reduction of molecular oxygen; iron ion binding; monooxygenase activity
Source: RefSeq, a predicted model, not a curated record